UGACUUGUGCCUUUAAAACAUUUCCAUUAUUUUGUAGUUCCAAUCAUAGUCUCAAUCAAAAUUUGCGCGACCGUGAAAUUGAAGUUUGUUAUUCAAAUGAUAAUACUUUUAAUUUUUAAGUCUUCCGGUUAUACAAUUUAAGUUGUCAAGAUGUGGGUUUUUUACUGCUGUGUGACAUUAUCAUGGUUUAUAGGUAUAGAUGGAAUAGAUGUAGCUACAAUAUUACCAGCAAACGUAGAAAAAAUGCUGAAUGAGACACGAAGAAUUAUAAAUGGCCAGGAAGUUACAGAUAACAGGCCUUAUAUGGUACAUUUAAAACUGCCAAAAACCAACAAGAAACAGCAGAGCUACCGAACCUGGCUGUGUGGAGGAGUUAUUAUUCACGAGGAGUACAUUUUGACGUCAGCAGCAUGUAUAGAAGACGCUGAACACUUCUUCGUUGUAUCUGGCACAUACAAGUAUUCUGACGACGAUGACAGAUACAAUAACCCAUGUAUUAAAUAUGGUGCUAAAAAAGCCAUUUGGAAGUGUAUCCCUAAAAAUUACGUGUUUGACGGGCAUGAGAACGACAAUAUCAGAUGGAUGAACAACGACAUUGCUGUGGUGAAGAUUGAAGAAGGCUUUGACUUCCAGAGGAGGAUAAGAGGCUGCGACUUCAUACCCAAGCCCGUCUGCUACAACAACCAGAGUCAGACACUCGAAAAUCCUGGCACGGUCGCCACAAUAGCUGGAUGGGGAACCACGUCGCGUUAUAAUGAUUGGGUGAACAGAAGGAAAGAUAACCAGCAAAACCUUCUAGAAGCGCACGUUGAGAUCAUCCCGAAGAACAGAUGCAAGCGUCGCUGGGGCUCCCGCUACCACAACAUCAUUGAGAACUACAUGAUCUGCACCAAGGAUAUCGGGCAGACCAUGUCGGAAAUUUGCAACGAAAAAUAUGUAGAUUGCCAGGACAUCAACUACUCAGAUGAAGAUGAUAUGAGACGAUCGGAGAAGAUCCCAACUAACCUGGUCAUGCAUUCAGCUCACGAUGACCAUCAUGUUGGCAAUGUAUCCAGAAGAUUCCAGGCAGUCACUGAUGGUGGAUUCUGUGAAAACGACCAUGGGGGUCCUCUGAUCUAUGGUGAAGGCGUCAACUCCAUCGUGAUUGGCAUCAUCUCUGCCUGCCUCGUCAAAGAGAGAACGAACAAGUGCUACGGGCCCUUCUUGUACACCAGCAUCUACAAGAAUAGGCAAUUCAUCUCUUGUGCUAUCUACAAGGAAGUUGAACCAAAAUGCAGACGUCAGUUUAGAUCUGGAGUCACUCAUGAAGAGAAAGUGCUGUCAUGGUUGAAUCAUCCUGAUGGCCCAGCGAAGAACGAAAUACCGGUCCAGCCGACCUCCCAAAUAGUGCAGCGAGCUCAUGAGCCCCCGGUGGACGCGACGGGAGACAAGGUCUUCGCGGAGAGUGGGUUCAUUCUCCGAGCAGUGAACGACAGCGUCACGCCGCCUGCGGUGGUCAACGUGACCGCAACUGCUGUGUAAUGUUAACAAUAAAGUUUGAGAUAGUUUA
Molecule: messenger RNA, 1549 nt
Organism: Plodia interpunctella (Indianmeal moth)
Lineage: Eukaryota; Metazoa; Arthropoda; Insecta; Lepidoptera; Pyralidae
Exons: 10
Coding region: 151-1521 (456 amino acids)
Biological process (GO): proteolysis
Molecular function (GO): serine-type endopeptidase activity
Source: RefSeq, a predicted model, not a curated record